CUUUAUUUUAAUAUAUAAAUACAUAUAAAUAAUUAUAUAUUAUAAUAAUAAUAUAAUUGUUUUUGGUUAUUAUUUUUUUUUUAAUAAAUAGAUAUAGUUCACAAUAAUAAUAGUUAUUGGAAAAAAAAAAAAAAGAAAAUGAAAAUUAAUAUAAAAAAAUUAGAUGGUUCAGUUUAUAAUUUAGAGGUUACUCCAGAAACCACAAUUCCAGAAUUAAAACAACUUAUACAAGAUGCCUCCUCAGUCCCAAUCCCACUUCAAAGGGUUAUUUAUAAAGGAAAAUAUUUACGUGAUGAAAAGGAUUUACAAUUUUAUAAAAUUGAGGAUGGUGUAACAUUACAUUUAGCAGAAAGACCACCAGAAUCAACCAAUCCACCACCACCAUCAACUUCAACCACAUCAACUACAUCCACCUCCUCUUCUUCUUCAAGUUCCUCAACAAACAGAAUUCCAAGAAACGAUCUUUUAAAUUCGGUAAUGAGAUCAAUUGUACCAUCACAGGUACCAUUUGACACACAAUUACGUGAUGCAAUUGCAAAUGUUAAUAAUCCAUCCAAUACACUUGUUACAGGUCCAGUCCCACCAGACAGAGAUGGUCAUCCAUAUGACCCACAACAACAACCAUCACACGAAAGACUUUCAGAUUAUUUUGAUUUAACCUUGACUGAAAUUAAUCGUUUGGUUGAACGUAUGAACCAUUUAAAUGAGCAAUUAAGAAAUAAUAAUAAUAUUACUGAUCCAGCACAAAGAGUCCAACUUCAAGCUGAAGCUACUGCUGUUGGAUUAAGUUUAUCAAGACUGUCAAAUGCCACAGGUCUUUUAUCUCAAUGUACAAACGCCUUCCGUACUACCGAUCAACCAAAUGGCACCCAUUUUGUUCCUUCCAUUUCACAAAUCACAUUAAAUUUAGGUCCAAAUGGUAUUACACCUGUUUCAAGUUCUACAAUUACAACACCUGCUGAUUUGCUUUCUUUACAAACUUCUGGUGCUUUACACCCAGUACCAGGCAUUCCAGGAACCUUUAUAUCUCUCGAUUCUGAACCACUUAGAUCAAGACCUGGCACAACAGCUAACUCACAAAGAAAUCCAUCUUCAACCACCACCUCACCAACCACCACAACUACCACCGCUCCAUCCACUACCACUACCAGCACUUCUCCAAGUGACACCACUUCAACUACAACUUCAACAAAUGCAAAUACAAAUCCAAAUGUAUUUACAAAUGUAUUUGUAAAUACAAAUACAAAUACAAAUUCAAACCCAAAUCCAAAUCCAAAUGCAGGACCAAGUGUAAAUGUAGAUGUAAAUGGAGCUCCAGUUUUAGGUGAAGAUAUUAACAAUGUAAUUUCACAAACAUUAAAUGGUCUUUUCUCAUCACUUGGACAACAGCCAAAUAAUAAUCCUUUAGGUGGAAUUCUUAAUAGUGUUUUAUCGAAUAUCCCAGGAGGUUCAAACGAAAAUCAUCUUUCUGAUAUUUUUUCAAAUAUUUCACAAAUGUUCCAAUCACAAAACAAUAAUAAUAACAAUAACUAUAUAUCAAGAGGAACCUCCCCACUUUUAAUUCUUUUUAUUAAUAUGCCACAUCUCCUUAAUGGUUUCCAAUUAAUUUCUAAUGGAGGUGAUGCAGCAGUACGUCAAGGUCACAGAUUGAUAAGACAAAUCUUAGUUCAAGAACUUCUUUCAGGUAAUAGCUCAACAGAUAAUAUAGAUAGAAUGGUUGAAUCAUAUACUGAAAACAUUAGAUAUCAGGUUGCCGAAACUACUUUACCAGAAGAUUUAUCAAGACAUGUUAUCAAUCAAAACUAUCCAGAUAUUGUUGCAAGAUUAGCAAGAAAAUAUUUAAAGAGAUUCCUUUUAAUCUUUAUUAAUCGAAACACUGAUGGCACUUUACAAAACGAAAUUUCUAGCUUUAGUUCAGAUUUUGUUAAAGAAUUAAUUGAAAGUCUUUCAGAAUGUUUUGAUAAUGGUAGUCAAGGUGCUUUUGAUUUAAUCGACACUUUUGUAUAUCAAAAAAUUAUUAGUGAAUCACCAGCUUUAAUCGAAUUUUCAACAAUGACAAGCCAAUAUCUUCGUGAUGUUUAUCAAUCAAAUAAUUCUUCAUCACCAUCAACUACCACCACCCAAACCCAAACCCAAACCCAACCAACUAGUAAUAAUUUUAGUACCACAACAACAACCACCGGAAGACAGUCAUCAAACAGUGGUAGUAUUAUACCACCAGAGUGGAUGGAAACCAUUGAAAUUGAUCAAGCUAGACAAUCAUCAGGUACUACUAGAACUCCAAGCUCAACUUAUUUAAAAGGAAAAACCCCAAAAGUUAAAAAAGAAAAUGAUUCAAAUAACAACAAUAAUACCACUACCACCACUACCACCACCACAACUGCAACCACAUCAGCUCCAUUCCGUCAAAUUUUAGAAAGAUCAGUUGAUGGUACUCAAAUUGAUAGCGAAGAAUUACUUAAAACAGAAGAAGCAAAAAACUUAUCCCAAAUGUACCAAAAUAUCUUUUUUAAAAACGAAUAAUAAAAUAUUAAUAUUAUAAUAUUAAAAUUC
Dictyostelium purpureum is the source of this 2553-nucleotide messenger RNA. RefSeq lists its product as uncharacterized. Bases 139 to 2523 code for a protein of 794 amino acids. The transcript is spliced from 3 exons. Gene Ontology annotation, molecular function: misfolded protein binding; polyubiquitin modification-dependent protein binding. Lineage: Eukaryota; Evosea; Eumycetozoa; Dictyosteliales; Dictyosteliaceae. The record is from RefSeq and is a predicted model, not a curated record. Gene Ontology annotation, cellular component: BAT3 complex.